GUCAGAAGCGACAGUUGUGACGUGUGUUGGAAAUGUCUGAGGAGAGUGAAGCUGUGUUCAGCGUCGUCCCUGAUGAUGAGGACUCAGGAGACAAGUUCAAGAAAAGUGACCAGGUUGCUUUUUACAGGCGACAGAUGCAGGGUCCGAACCUGCAGCACCGAGCUCUGCUGGACACCAUGGUGCUCACGGAGAAGGGGGCGCGAUGUGAACUACUGGAGCCCAACACACAGGCCAGACUGAUUCUGUUGCUGUCGCCCUGCAAAAAUGACACAGUCAGGAUUUUGAUCGACGAACUCGAGCCCAUUAAAGCACGUUACCGAGUUCAAGAUGUGACAACUGGGGAACCACAGUGUGAACAGCUGCGGGUGAAGAGACAGACGAAGGACUGCGUCACACUGACCUGGUCGUCAGGACGGCACCAGGCUCGCGUGUGGCGCUUUCCCUUCUACCUGGAGAUCCUGUGUGGAGAGGAAGUGAUGGUCACGUUCAACCCGAGAGGGAAACUGUGGUUCGAGACGCUGCAGGUCCGACCCAGGUGACUUCAAGAGGACGACUCCAGUUCAUUGUGGAAAGAGACUUUCAAGCAGUUUGUGGAUAUCAAAGCAAAUGGCCCGAGCAGCAUUGGGGCGGACUUCUGUCUUCAUGGGUUCAGUCACGUGUUCGGUCUUCCAGAACACGCCGACAGCCUGAAGCUCAGAGACACCAGAGAUGAUGAACCUUAUUGCCUCUAUAACCUGGACGUCUUCGCCUAUGACCUGGACAGUCGCUUUGGCCUGUACGGCUCUGUGCCUCUGUUGGUGGCCCACAAGCUGGACAGGACCCUGGGUGUAUUUUGGCUAAAUGCAUCUGAGACGUUUGUGAACAUACGUUACAGCCCCAGUGACCAGCAGGAUGAACAGGUGCCCCUGAUACAGAGGAGGUGGAGGGAGCCGCAGACCGACGUCCACUGGCUGUCAGAGAGCGGCGUGGUGGACUGUGUGCUGCUGCUCGGGCCCAGUCCCCAGCAGCUCUUCAGCCAGUACGCUCAGCUCACAGGGUAUCAAGCGCUGCCCCCUCUGUUUGCCCUGGGGUACCACCAGAGCCGCUGGAACUAUAAGGAUGAAGCUGAUGUGAGGGCGGUGGACGCUGGAUUCGAUCACCACGACAUCCCCUACGACGCCAUGUGGCUGGACAUCGACCACACGGACGGGAAGCGUUACUUCACCUGGGACCCGGUUUGCUUUCCUGACCCUGCCGGCCUGCAGCUCCACCUGGAGAAGAAGAAUAGGAAGCUGGUGGUUAUAAGUGAUCCCCACUUCAAAGCCGAUCCUGAUUGGUCCCUGUACCAAGAGGCUAGGGACGGUGGACAUUUUGUCAAGGACAGAGAGGGAGAACUCUUUCUGGGUUCAUGCUGGCCCGGUGAGUCCUGUUACAUUGACUUCAGCCGCCCAGCCACUCGAGCGUGGUACUCCCGAUGCCUCAGCCUGGAUAAGUACAAAGGAUCCACGCCGUCGUUAUUUCUGUGGAAUGAUAUGAACGAGCCGUCUGUGUUCGGUGGGCCGGAGCAGACCAUGCCAAAGGACGCGGUGCAUUAUGGGGGCUGGGAACAUCGGGAAUUGCACAACCUGUAUGGUUUCUACCAGCACAAGGCCACAGUGGAAGGUCUGAUGACUCGCUCCGGGGGCUCGGAGAGGCCGUUCGUCCUGACACGCUCCUUCUUCGCCGGGUCACAGAAACUUGGUGCAGUGUGGACAGGGGAUAACGUUGCCACUUGGGAGUAUCUGAAGAUCUCAAUCCCCAUGCUGCUGUCUCUCAGUGUGACAGGCGUAGGUUUUUGCGGAGCUGAUGUUGGCGGGUUUUUCAACGAUCCAGAUCCCGAGUUGCUGGUGCGUUGGUACCAGGCCGCCGCCCUGCAGCCGUUUUUCCGUGGUCACUCUAACUGUUUGUCAAAGCGUCGGGAGCCGUGGCUGUUUGGGGAGGAGGUCACCGCUAGGAUCCGCACGGUGAUCCAACAGAGGUACCACCUGCUGCCCUACUGGUACACUCUGUUCCACCAGGCUCACACCGCUGGCCUGCCUCCCAUCAGGCCUCUGUGGGUGGAGUUCCCCAGAGAACGAAGCACCUUCAGUGUGGACAACCAGCAUAUGAUAGGAGGCGCCCUGCUGGCCUGUCCCGUCACCGAUCCUGGAGUUCAGGAGGUCAAAGUGCUACUUCCUGGAUCUGAUGAGAUUUGGUUUGAUGUCCAAUCUGCGAUGGUGCACGAAGGAGGAAGAACUCUGAGUCUCCCUGUCACCCUAGACACGGUUCCUGUGUUCCAGCGAGGCGGCUCGGUGGUCUGCAGGUCGGCAGGAAGUAGCUACUGCACAGCCGACCUCCAGCUGCUCCCCCUCGCCAUCACCGUGGCUCUGGACUCUCAGGGCGCUGCUGAUGGGGAGUUGUACCUGGACGACGGCCACUCUUUCAACUACCUCCACAGAAAGGCCUUCUGUCUGCGCAGGUUCCACAUGCUGUCAGGCCGGCUGUUCUGCCGUGCCGCCAGUGAAGAAGGAGCGUUUGAUGACACUGUCGUAGACUCCGUCACCAUCCUGGGCUUGAAGAGCAAACCGACCGCCGUGACUGUGCACCAAUCAGGGUCCGAGGACACUCCUGCUGAGUUCCAGUUCACGGAGACCUGCUGCAAACUGACCGUGAGCAGCCUGAGCCUCAGGGUGCUGACGGACUGGGAGAUUCACAUCCUGUAGGUUCACGGUGCUCGUGUCCGUCGAGAGGUGAGGAGGAGGAGGAGG
Limanda limanda (common dab) is the source of this 2765-nucleotide messenger RNA. It is a transcript of the gene ganc, whose product is annotated as glucosidase, alpha; neutral C. Gene Ontology annotation, molecular function: carbohydrate binding; alpha-1,4-glucosidase activity. Lineage: Eukaryota; Metazoa; Chordata; Actinopteri; Pleuronectiformes; Pleuronectidae. The record is from RefSeq and is a predicted model, not a curated record. Gene Ontology annotation, biological process: carbohydrate metabolic process; N-glycan processing.